Molecule: messenger RNA, 1752 nt
Organism: Merops nubicus (carmine bee-eater)
Lineage: Eukaryota; Metazoa; Chordata; Aves; Coraciiformes; Meropidae
Gene: IL2RB
Product: interleukin 2 receptor, beta
Exons: 9
Coding region: 1-1752 (583 amino acids)
Biological process (GO): immunoglobulin mediated immune response; cytokine-mediated signaling pathway
Cellular component (GO): external side of plasma membrane; membrane
Molecular function (GO): protein binding; cytokine receptor activity
Source: RefSeq, a predicted model, not a curated record
AUGAAGCCCUCGUUGCUGCUUCUGGGUCACCUCUGGCUGCUCAGCCUCACACCUCUCCUGUGGACAUCAGACUUCGCACGAGGCACCUCCAGCCUCACUUGCUGGUAUGACUCACGGGCAGCUCUGUUUUGUGACUGGAAUCCAAGCAGGGACCUGGUUGAAGCAUCCUGCCAGCUGGAGAUUUUAUCAAAGUUAGAACUUUGUGACAGGUUAUCUCACUUCCUUGAAAAAUUCGGAGAGCACUGUGAAUUACCCAAGGCAGAACACACGACAGGACUGAGGAGAUGCAUCAAGACCUUCAGUAAAAACAGUAAUACUCAGUGCUUCACUGCUGCAGACCGUCUGACUCUGGCUGUCCACUGCCAGAUUGGAGGGAACAGGUCUACACCUGUGCAAAUAGAAGACUUCAGCCCCCUGGCAAACAUAAAGCUGAGGCCUCCAGGAAAUCUCCAGCUGGUUAGCAAAACUGAAAACACCUACAACUUAACGUGGAGCCUUAAUAUUUCCUCUCACUACUUGGAUGGGGAGCGGGAAUACCAAGUGCGGUACCGAACCACGAGUCAGUCCUGGGAGGAGGCCAGGAACUUCACCAUUGUGCAGGACCAGAUGUGGGUGGUGUUUGAGAGCCUCUUGCCUGAUCUGAAAUACGAGGCAGCUGUUCGGGCAAGGCCAAGUGCCUCCAGCACCUACAGAGGCGUGUGGAGCGACUGGAGCGAGACCACCGUGUGGAGGACACAUGCUGACCGAACAUCCCAUCCAGUCCUGCCAGUUCUCAUAGCCAGCACCUGCAUCUUCGUGAUCAUUGGAACUGUCUUCCUCAUUAACACCAGGACUCUGAAAUGGUUUAAGAAGAUUCUGAAGAUCCACAUCCCAGACCCUGAGAAGUUCUUUUCCCCACUCAUUUCAGUUCACGGAGGUGACAUUCAGAAAUGGCUCUCCUCCCCAUUCUCCACAUCUUCCUACUGUGUGAACAGCACAACCCCUGAGAUCUCCAUGCUCGAGGUGAUACAGAAGAAUGACCCAGAAUCCCAGUUCCUACUUUCCAAGGGAAGCCUGAGUCCUGAUCCCCUCAUAGAAACCAGUGGGCACUCUGUAUCCAGCUGCUUCACCAACCAAGGCUACUUCUUCUUCCACCUUUCCAACUCCUUCGAGAUCGAACCCUGUCAGGUCUACUUUACCUACGAGCCUUUCACCCAGGAGGGUGGUGUCAGUGAGGACGGAGAAGCUUACCAUGCUCUCCCCUCCCCAGACCUCUGCACACUGGCAGAAGACAUGCCUGUGUUGUCCCAGAACUUCCUUCACUGUAUCAAGACAAGCCGCAUCUUCCAAAACAACUCCUUGCAAGAGACAGAAAGUGAAGCCCAGCAGGCCGUGGCUAUUUCUGGGGCUCUGCAGUCCAGUGAAGCCACCUCGCCACCACCAGUUCUGACACAGCAUGAGAAGAUAACGGACAAAGUGGCUUCACAACCUGCUGAGGCCCUGUGCCAGCUGGACACUGACAUUCCUGAUCCACCAGACGUGGAGGAUAGCGAUACCCUCCAUGCAGCAGAGGGGAGUGGGAAGGCAGACCCUUCAGCUGACCCCUGUGCACCAGAAGAACAUGCUACCUCUUCUUUCUCUCACCCUCCACCCCUAAAACAAAGCCAGGGUGAAGCUCCAUGCAGAACAGCCUGCCCGAGCCAGGUCCCAAACACUGGUGCCUACUUUUCUCUGAGGGACCUCCAAAGCCAGUACAACCAUCGCUCUGUCUAG